AUGACGAAGUCCAAAGCGAAGAAGCGCAAGCAGACGGCGCAGGCCGAACAACUGCCACGGAAGACAAUCAAGACAUCAAUCACGCCUCCCGAUAGCAGCGACGACAAUUCUGCGACGCUCGAGCCCAAAAGUCUCCAAACGGUCAUUUCGGACGAGGAGCUCGACAUCGCAAUCGAGACUCUCAAUACCCUCGCGAAGUACCCGAACUUGAUCAAGUCCAAGCAAUGCAGAGACCUCCGAGUUGCCGUCUACGAAUUCCGCCAGAACUGCGCCAGCGGCGUCAACAAUGCUCCGGGAACGAACCUCGGACUCACCGCCCGAAUCACCGGCGCCCUCACCGACGAAAAGUACGACGACGCGAGAAUUCUACUGGCUGAGAUGAGGAUACGCGGCCAAGAACCAAAGUUAGGAGCGUUAUGUCGCUGGGUGCGAGAUUUGGACGUCAUUAGCGGCCUGUCAACUCUGCCCGAGGGCGAAGGGGACGGAAUCUUCAUCCAGCGCAGCGAACGAGACAAGCAGCGCCUGCUAGUCCUCGACGCUGUGCUGCGUGCUUGCGGCCACUCCGACAGCAACCCCAAAGCGGUCCCCUUGCCUCUGUCUUCCACACCAGGCAUCGCUCUCCAAGAGACGUGGGAUCUCCGCUCAUCCACACCGUCGCAGCAGGUAUACGCCUCCGUUCUCGAUAAGACCAUUUUCGAUUCGGCACCACGCAACCUCGCCGCGUCCUUCCGCGUCAUCGAGCGCACGAAAGGCCCUCUUCGCAAGCCGCCCAACCACCACGACGCUCUUCUUUACACCUCUGCCCCGAACACAAUUCCCCUCGCAGCAGAACAUCCGCCGGUUACUUCAUGUUCACAUCCCGUCGUGCCCGGACUCGGCUUUUUGAAGGGCGUGCUUUCCACAGACGAGUGCAAGGCUAUCGUUGCUGCCGGCGAGGCCGUCAACUUCCUUCCCGAUGCCCCGCUGCGCGAGGACGGAGACAUCAGUAUUCUUGCGCACAACGUCUACUGGGUCGUCGACACCGCCUUCCACGACGCUCUGUGGGCGCGAGUCUCGCCCUUCGUUCCCGCCUCGGUCGGUGGACGCCAGGUACGCGGCCUCAACCGCCGUUUCCGCGUAUAUCGCUAUGUUCCCGGCGCCGAAUACCGCGCCCACAUCGAUGGAGCCUGGCCACCGUCUGGGAUCCUCCCCGAUGAUACCUAUGUGUACGACGCCUCGCCUGAGGGCAAGGGACAGAGUUCGCUCUUUACGUUCUUGAUUUACUUGAAUGACGAGUUCGAGGGCGGCGAGACAACAUAUUUUCUCCCCGCUGCGCGCGAGGGAACGCUCAACGCGUAUCCCGUCCGGCCAAUCAUGGGCGGAGUCGCCAUUUUCCCGCACGGAGAUGCCAGGGAUGCGCCUUUGCACGAGGGCACCGGGGUUCGGAAGGGAGCCAAGUAUGUCAUCAGGACGGAGGUUGAGUACGACAUCAAACCGUCCGAGGGGGCUUAG
Molecule: messenger RNA, 1491 nt
Organism: Colletotrichum higginsianum IMI 349063
Lineage: Eukaryota; Fungi; Ascomycota; Sordariomycetes; Glomerellales; Glomerellaceae
Product: Prolyl 4-hydroxylase
Exons: 2
Coding region: 1-1491 (496 amino acids)
Biological process (GO): peptidyl-proline hydroxylation to 4-hydroxy-L-proline
Cellular component (GO): endoplasmic reticulum
Molecular function (GO): procollagen-proline 4-dioxygenase activity; L-ascorbic acid binding; iron ion binding
Source: RefSeq, a predicted model, not a curated record